Leptopilina heterotoma is the source of this 1549-nucleotide messenger RNA. RefSeq names its product F-box only protein 22-like. Bases 57 to 1190 code for a protein of 377 amino acids. NCBI's taxonomy places the organism in Eukaryota, Metazoa, Arthropoda, Insecta, Hymenoptera, Figitidae. Gene Ontology annotation, biological process: positive regulation of proteasomal ubiquitin-dependent protein catabolic process; protein polyubiquitination. The record is from RefSeq and is a predicted model, not a curated record. Gene Ontology annotation, molecular function: protein binding. The transcript is spliced from 4 exons.
AUAAAGCCAAAAAAUAUUGACAAAUAGAGUGUCGGCAGUUUUUGUAAACAAACAAAAUGGAUGACCAGAAGACUAAAAAAUUAUGUGGCACCACAGAGAAUAAAUCGAAAACUGAAAGUGCGAGUGAAACAUUAAAUUCUAAAAUUCAAGACUUAACCUACGAUGUUCUUAGAAUUAUUUUCAAGUUUUUAAAUGGAAAAGACUUGUCAGCUGCAGCAAUGGUUUGCAGAUGCUGGCGUGACGCGGCAAUAAGUGAAUUGAAAACAAGAGGCUCCGAAUAUUUAUGCAAAUCUUUAGAAAAAAAUAAUGACUCUUGUGAUAAUUAUCUGGACAAUAGAGUUGUGAGGAAUUUACGAAUAAAACCAAUGUUGGGCCUUAUAUUUACCGGUGAUGUUGAAAAUAGAAUAUUCGAUUCUGUGAAAGGUUCCGCCACUGAUUGCUAUUGUUCACAAUUACCAACGUCCUGCGAAACUGUCAUGCUAAGAACUUGCGAGACAAUAUCCAGUGAUCUCGUCUUAGGCAAAAAUGACGCUGUUUGCGUAUUUUUUCCAACAAUUCCGAAAGUUAAAGUUAACACAUUCUCACUGGACGAUUCAAGUAAUUUGGAAAAGGAAAAAGUCCUCGAUUGGAUACACAGUUGCUCCGAAUUUGGCAGUAAUGAAAAAUCGAAAUGCAUCAUGGUUUUCUCCGAUUGUGAUGGUUAUAAGCACGCGAUAAAAAUGUUGCGAACAAUAAAAUGCAAAUAUCCAAAACAGAAACUCUCUCUAAUUGGCGGUAUUGUCAAAGACAUUAUUUACUGCAAACGAACGAGUGAAGAGAAAUUUUGCAAAAAAUCAUCAACAGUAACGGUUGUUACAUUAUCGGGUCCAGGAAUUCACACGUGGUCAGCAAUAAUUCCCAAAAAAUGCUACGGCGAAGAGGAAAUUGAAGAGAAAUUAAAAAUUCUCCGCGAGAAUGUACAAUUGAAAAAAUUCACAAUGGGUUUUAUAUUCUCUUGCGUUGCACGUCUUGAGAAUAAAAAAAUGGAAAUGCGUGUAUUUAAGAAAAUAUUCCCCGAAAUUCCAAUUGCAGGUGGUUUUGGUGAUGGGGAAUUCGGUGAGAAUACAAUACAAACUUUAUCACCGAGAAAAGGCAAGGCUUCAAGAUCCUACGAAUUUUCGACAGUAUUCAUGAUUUUAACAUACGGUUAAUUGAUAAUUUUAAUUUCAUUUCAAUCAACUUCAUGGAAAAUUUUUUCUUUCGUUAUUUUGGAAAUUUUUUCCACAAGAAAAAUUUGAUCUUCAAAAAAUGAAAAUCGCGGAGAACUGAAAAAAUAUCCGACUUUUAAAAUUAAUUUACGAAAGUUAUAAAUAAGUUUUAAAAAAAUGUGAAAUUAUCUCAUAAGGGAGAUAAAUGAUGUCGUCUUAUUUCAAAACUUUAUUAAUUAAGUUCCUAGUUCUGUAUUUAAGAUAGAAUAUUUAAAUAUUUCGAGAACUGAUAAUUUUGUAUAUUAUAAUCUACGUGAGGUAAAUUAAUAUAAAUGAGGUAAAAUAAAAAUAUAUUAUUAUAU